AUGGAGACUAAUGUGAAUCAUGCUAUAAAUCAUAUUGGCGUCUCGCUUCCCGUUGAAAACGUGCAACAACUUGCUUCCAAAAACUUGAAAGACAUCCCAUAUCGCUACAUCCGUCCUGAAUAUCAGACUGAUGAAGUUUCAGUCGAUGAGUCAUCACAACUUCCAGUUAUUGAUAUGAACAAGCUUGCAUCUGGAAGUAUGGAAUACCAAACCGAAAUGUCAAAACUUCAUCAGGCUUGCAAGGAAUGGGGAUUCUUUCAGUUGACCAAUCAUGGAGGAGCAACAGAAAUUGAAAAAACGAAGGUGGCUGCAGAGGAAUUCUUUAAACUGCCAUUGGAAGAGAAGAUGGUCUGUGCACAACAGCCACAUAUUAAUCUUGAAGGAUACGGUCAAUCAAAUGUUUUUCUUGAUGAUCAAAAGCUCGACUGGAGCGACAUGCUCCUACUUUUCACUCUACCAGUAUUUGCAAGGAAUAAGAAUAUCUGGCCUAACAAUCCAACUUCUUUCAGAUCAGCCUUAGAGGACUACUCGCGCGAGUUGCACAGGAUCUGUAUUAGUCUUUAUGAAUCGAUUGCUAAAAAUCUCGGGGUGGACUUUAAGGAAUUCAUGAACAUGUCUCAAGAAAGCACACAAGUAAUAAGAAUCAAUUACUAUCCACCAUGCUCCCAAGCCGACAAAGUUGUAGGUAUCGGACCACACUCUGAUGGAUCUCUAUUGACCUUAUUGGUUCAAACCAAUGAAAUGGAAGGCCUCCAAAUCCGCAAAAAUGGUAAAUGGGUACCUAUAAAUCCUCUUCCGGGAGCCAUCAUAGUAAACGUUGGUGAUAUGAUGGAGAUAAUGAGUAAUGGGGAGUUCAGAAGCGUUGAGCAUAGAGCUGUGGUGAAUUCGGAGAAGGAAAGGAUAUCCAUUGUUGCAUUUCACAAUCCAAGUUUGGAAGCAAGUAUUAGUCCCCUGCCGGAUCUUGUGAAAGAAAAUGAAGCCAAAUACAAGACGGUGAAGUAUGGGGACUAUCUAAAGCUCGUAUUUAGCAGCAGAUUAGAUGGCAAAAACGUUAUCGAUAAUGUGAAAAUACACAACUGA
Molecule: messenger RNA, 1080 nt
Organism: Oldenlandia corymbosa var. corymbosa
Lineage: Eukaryota; Viridiplantae; Streptophyta; Magnoliopsida; Gentianales; Rubiaceae
Source: the annotation of a GenBank genome assembly